Messenger RNA from Priceomyces carsonii, 3819 nucleotides. Its product is annotated as chromatin-remodeling ATPase. Gene Ontology annotation, biological process: DNA repair; DNA-templated transcription; chromatin remodeling. The transcript has a single exon. The record is from RefSeq and is a predicted model, not a curated record. Lineage: Eukaryota; Fungi; Ascomycota; Pichiomycetes; Serinales; Debaryomycetaceae. The coding region runs from base 1 to 3819 and encodes 1272 amino acids. Gene Ontology annotation, molecular function: ATP hydrolysis activity; DNA binding; ATP-dependent chromatin remodeler activity. Gene Ontology annotation, cellular component: nucleus; Ino80 complex.
AUGAACAUUUCAUCGAUGCUAUCGAAUGAUAGUAUAACUCCGUCGUCUGAAGAUAGAUUGGGGAACAAAAAUAGCGAAGUGGCAAGGGACAGCAGAAACAUUAAUACAACACAAGGCAUGUUGAAUCAUCGUGUUGUCGAUGAUGAGCAUAAUGAGACCGUCAGAUCAGAUAGCACCAAAGACAUCAUCCGAAGCAUUUUACCCAAGAGUUUGCUGGUGUCAAAUAUAUCGUCGGAUGAUGAAGAUAAUAGCAUUGGAUACCACACCAAGUAUCUUUCAGCGUUUGAGAACAGAAUAAAUAGGAUCAAUAGGCUAGAUAGAGAUUUGGUUACGGCUGGAAAUGUCAAGAUCUUGAGAUUUGAAGAAGAUCAACUUCGUAACUGGAUUUCUAAAACUGAUGAGUUGGCGGACAACUACCUCGAUAGGGUAGUCGCUGAAGAUAUGUCUACCAAUAAUGGUAUCUUGGAUGGAGAAUCAUCGAACGACCGUGACUUUAGAUGGGGCUUUACAAGAGACAAGAAAGAGGACGAAGAGAAUAAUGGCUCCACAAAAUAUUCGAAAAAGAAAGGUAUCAAAUCAAAAACAAAGAAUGAAGAAGACAAUCUAAGUGCUUUGAAGAAAAAUAAGGGAAGAGGAAAGAGAGGAAGUGAAUAUACAGAUGAGCCUCUUUUAAAGAAACCGAAGAGAAAGGCGUCGGCUGAUGCCGCAGCUGCUAUCAAUGCAAGUAAGGAAGUCACAGUUAAUGGCAAAGCGAAGCCCAAACCAGGUCAGAAGAAUGAAACAACUGAUGCAUCGAAAGAACAGAAGGUCAUUGCAAAGCAGUAUGAAAACACAUUUAUUUCUAUUUGGAAAGACUUGUCUAGAAAAGAUGGCCCUAAGGUGAGUAGGUUAUUGCAGCAGUCGGGCCAAGCCAAAUUGAUCAACUUGAAGAAAACUGCUAUUUUGGCUGCAAGAGAAGCAAAACGAUGGCAAUUGAAAAACAACAAGAAUCAUAAAGAUUUGACUACUAAGGCCAGAAGAGCCAUGAGAGAAAUGUUUAACUUCUGGAAACGUAAUGAGAGAAUUGAAAGAGAAAUGAGAAGAAAGCAUGAAAAGGAUCUACUCGAUAAAGCUAAGAAAGAAGAGGAAGAGAGAGAAGCAAAAAGACAAUCUAGGAAGUUGAAUUUCUUAAUCACGCAGACAGAAUUAUAUUCUCAUUUCAUCGGUAAGAAGAUAAAGACAGAUGAAUUUGAGGGUAAUGAUGCAGAUCCUAAUGUAAAUUUCAAGUCUCAAAACAAUAAUGUGAGUGCCAUCUCAAGUUUAAGUGGGGGCAAAAAGACGGACUUCAGCAAUAUUGAUUUCGAUAACGAGGACGAAGAAUCAUUAAACAAGGCAGCAGCAGCAAACGCUCAAAUGGCAUUAGAAGCUGCUCAGUCCAAAGCAAAAUCAUUUGAUCAAGGCCCAUCAACUAAUCAGGAUUCUAAUGGUGAUGAAAUGAAUUUCCAGAAUCCUACUCUUAUGGGCGAUAUCACUAUAAAGCAGCCGAGCAUCUUGAAAUGCUCUUUGAAGGAGUACCAAAUAAAAGGAUUAAACUGGCUUGCAAAUCUCUAUGAACAAGGCAUCAACGGUAUUUUGGCCGAUGAAAUGGGUUUGGGAAAAACAGUACAAAGUAUCUCUGUCUUGGCUUACCUAGCAGAAACACAUAAUAUUUGGGGUCCGUUUUUGGUUGUCACACCAGCUUCAACAUUGCACAAUUGGCAGCAAGAAAUUAGCAAGUUUGUACCAGACUUUAAGGUAUUACCUUAUUGGGGUAAUGCGAAAGAUCGUAAGAUAUUGAGAAAAUUUUGGGAUCGUAAAAGUGUUAGGUAUGGAAAGGAUGCGCCUUUCCAUGUUCUAGUCACUUCUUACCAAUUAGUUGUUGCUGACGCCGCUUAUUUUCAAAAAAUGAGAUGGCAGUAUAUGAUACUAGACGAGGCACAGGCAAUAAAAUCGUCUCAGUCGUCGAGGUGGAAAUCAUUACUAUCAUUUUCAUGUCGUAACAGAUUAUUAUUAACGGGAACGCCUAUUCAGAACUCUAUGCAAGAGUUGUGGGCUUUGCUUCAUUUUAUCAUGCCUUCGUUAUUUGAUUCUCAUGAUGAAUUUAGUGAUUGGUUUUCGAAGGAUAUUGAAAGUCAUGCACAGUCGAAUACGCAACUUAACGAGCAGCAACUUAAAAGACUUCAUGUGAUAUUAAAGCCAUUCAUGUUAAGGCGUAUCAAAAAGAAUGUUCAAAGUGAGUUGGGUGACAAAGUCGAAAUUGACUUAUUCUGCAAUUUGACAAACAGGCAAAAGAAAUACUACCAAAUGUUGAAGUCACAAAUAUCCAUUAUGGAUUUAUUAGAUUCUUCGAGUAGCGGUGGAAGUGGUGAUGAUCAGUCAUUAAUGAAUCUUGUUAUGCAAUUCAGAAAAGUUUGCAAUCAUCCUGAGUUAUUUGAACGUGCUGACGUUAAAUCUAGCUUUUCAUUUAGUAAAUUUGCUGAGACUUCCUCUUUAUUAAGAGAAUCUAAUGAUUUAACUGCAUACUAUUCCACUCAGAAUUUGAUCGAAUACCGACUUCCACGAUUAGUUUAUGAAGAUCUUCUUCUCCCUAAUUUCAACAAUGAUGUUGGGUUCAGGAAUAAAAUUAGCAACAUGUUCAACAUUUAUGAUCCUUCCAACGUUAAUGAAAAUGAGGGUUUUGGCUGGCUAAGGUUUGUUGAUAAAUCCCCUCAGGAGCUCUAUGAAUUAACCAAGCUCAAUCUAUUGGAAAGAUCAAUUGCAGAUGAAGAGUACACCGAUAUAAAUUAUCAACGGAUUAAUAGAUUCAAAUAUUUGUAUGAAGGGUCAUUUAUACCGCAGAAUAAGAGACUCUUGAUCCUGGAGUUUGAGAAUGAUAAUGCUUAUGGUACGAAUUCAAUAUAUAUGAAGGAACUCAAAUCUGUUAAGAAUAAAGUCUAUGAAGAUAUGAAUAUUCCCGUGAUGAAACCAGCAGCAGAGCCUGUUGCUUCUGCGCCUCCUAUCGAGUUACGUUGUGACACAAUUUCCGUUGUCCAUAAAUUAAGCGAUGAGUUAUUUAAUAAAACUAUCAGAGAAAGUCUAAUGCCACUUGACCUCAAUUGGGAAUUGGAGUUGCUUGAAAAGAAAAUACCAAUAGAACACUAUCCAAAGUCCAACAUGCUCCCUGAAGCACUUAAUAAAUUCAUUGACUAUUCAAAUAUUCGAAUGCCAUCUAUGAACAGAUUUAUCACAGAAUCAGGAAAAUUAGCCAUGCUAGAUAAAUUACUCAGUGAUUUAAAGCAACAUGAUCACAGGGUUUUAAUUUAUUUUCAAAUGACAAAAAUGAUGGAUUUGAUGGAAGAGUACUUAACUUAUAGGCAACAUAAGUACAUCAGGCUCGAUGGUUCAUCUAAAUUAGAUGAUCGUAGAGAUUUGGUACAUGACUGGCAAACAAAACCUGAAAUCUUCGUUUUCCUCUUGUCUACUCGUGCAGGUGGCUUGGGAAUCAAUUUAACUGCCGCAGACACUGUGAUUUUUUACGACUCUGAUUGGAAUCCUACAAUUGACUCACAAGCUAUGGACAGAGCGCAUAGAUUGGGCCAAACUCGUCAAGUGACAGUAUAUAGGUUGUUAACUAAGGGAACAAUUGAAGAGCGUAUGAGAGAUAGAGCCAAACAAAAGGAACAAGUGCAGCAAGUUGUGAUGGAGGGUAAGGCCACUACGGUUGCCAAGAAGGACGAUAACAAGAAGAAGGAUGUUGCAUUUUUAUUAUUAGGGGAUGGUGACGAUACACCAGCAUCGCCGACCCCAGAAAUUGAGAAUUAA